GUCCGUUUACACCACUGAAGAUCCAUACUUUCUUCUAGACCACUCCUUUUGGGUUUUUAUUUCUUUGACGGAUCUGAAAUCAUGGCUAGCAACCGGGUUGAUAAUCGGCCAAAGGGAUCGAGAGGUCGGAGAAGGAGCUCUGAGUUCCUUUCCGAAGAUCAAUUGGUCCAUUUGAAGACGUACCGUUACCAGAGUGUUGAUAAGUCUUUGAUCUCACGAUAUAUUCUAAAGCAUUACUGGAAUUUUAUGGUUGAGCUUCUGCCUCGGUGGUUGGCACCUAAUGCUGUUACGCUCGUUGGGUUUGGGUUUAUCUUGACGAAUGUAAUAUGCUUGGAAAUUUGGCUGCCGGAUCUUGUGGGCCCUGGCCCUAGCUGGCUAUAUUAUUCUUUCGCUUUCGGUCUCUGGGCGUACUCGACCAUGGAUAAUAUCGACGGGAAGCAAGCUAGAAGGACUGGUUCUAGUUCCCCUUUGGGAGAACUUUUUGAUCAUGGAAUUGAUUCUCUCAAUUGCACUUUGGCCAGUUUGUGCGAAACAGCCUGCAUGGGGCUCGGUCCUACCAGGGCUGGUGUCUUUACUGCUUUGAUUCCUACUCUACCAAUGUUCUUUUCUACCUGGGAGACAUAUCACUCUCAUGUUUUAUAUCUCGGAUACUUUAACGGCCCUACUGAGGGAUUGAUCAUUGCGUGUAGCUUGAUGGUUAUGUCUGGGUACUAUGGUCCUGAGAUAUGGACCUAUAGAAUUAGCGAUGUUUUCGGUCAUGAGUGGCUUUUCGAAGAUUAUUCCAUUAGAGAUAUCUGGAUCCCUGUUAUUCUGGGCUCCUUUCUAUUGGCACAUCUCCCAUUCUGCAUUUAUAAUGUCGUUAUUGCCCGCCGGCGCCAGAAGCUCCCGGUUCUCCCGGUUUUCUUAGAAUGGACGCCAAUGGUAGUCUUCACGCUCUCUUGCGGGCUCUGGUUGUAUUCUCCUCAUACUACAUUGUUGGAAGAGAACAGACUUGUCCUCUUUUGCUUGACCAUGAGUUUUGUUUUUGGCCGGAUGACUACGAAGAUCAUUUUGGCGCAUUUGACCCAUCAGCCUUUUCCCUACUGGACUGUGCUUCUUGCGCCACUCAUUGGCGGUGCCGUGUUGGCUAAUUUGCCAUCAUUUGGGCUUGCCCCUAUUUCUUCGUUCGUCGAGCUUUGGUACCUACGUGGGUACUUCGUCUUUGCGGCAAUCGUAUAUUUCCGUUGGGCAAUGUUGGUCAUCGAUGGUAUCUGCGGCUACCUCGGUAUCCAAUGCCUUAGCAUUCCAUACACACCCGCCUCUCGCCCACGAGUCCUUAACGGAGCGGCGCACCCCCUAAGUCCAAAGAAGGAGAGAGCAGCGUAACAAUCUGAGACUUCAAUCUUAUAAAUUAUUCUUGCAUGAUUUAGUGUUCUCUUCCGGGAUUUCUUUAACUGUGCCUUUUGUUUUCUUCUUUUUUUUUCUUUUUUUUGGGGGGGUGCGAGCGGAAGACAGUGAUGAGGUAAAUGAGUUACACUGGGCUAGGGUCUUAUAGACAGGGGAGAAGGAAGGGUGACGAGGAGGAAGGGUGAGGAGCUGAGUAUUUAUAUCAUAUGUCUUGUAAUGUCCUUGUCUUUAUUUCAACCAGGAACAGAGAGACAGUGGAUGUGUGAAGGUGGAGAAAGUUGGGAGGAAAUCACGAGCUAUAUAACUGGCGUCAGAAAGAGGUGGAAGCAGGCGGUAACGAAGUCACGGCAUCCGAGAUAUGCAUAUAUCGAAGUUGGCGUUGAUUUUUUUUUUUCCAACUUCCCCGGUUAUCAAGAGGAAAAGGCUAAAAUUAAAAUUCGGGGAGGAAGGAGUACGAGUACAGAAGAAAAAAAAAUAGACUACUGUAUACCCAUCAUAC
Molecule: messenger RNA, 1885 nt
Organism: Tuber melanosporum (Perigord truffle)
Lineage: Eukaryota; Fungi; Ascomycota; Pezizomycetes; Pezizales; Tuberaceae
Exons: 9
Coding region: 82-1365 (427 amino acids)
Biological process (GO): phospholipid biosynthetic process
Cellular component (GO): membrane
Molecular function (GO): phosphotransferase activity, for other substituted phosphate groups
Source: RefSeq, a predicted model, not a curated record